Molecule: messenger RNA, 3677 nt
Organism: Cheilinus undulatus (humphead wrasse)
Lineage: Eukaryota; Metazoa; Chordata; Actinopteri; Labriformes; Labridae
Gene: fscn1a
Product: fascin actin-bundling protein 1a
Exons: 5
Coding region: 212-1708 (498 amino acids)
Biological process (GO): actin filament bundle assembly; establishment or maintenance of cell polarity; cell migration
Cellular component (GO): filopodium; cytoplasm; lamellipodium
Molecular function (GO): actin filament binding; protein-macromolecule adaptor activity
Source: RefSeq, a predicted model, not a curated record
CAGGCAAAGCACAGAGGACCGGUGGCGCGCGCUCUCAGACUCCCUCUCAGCCGCACACACACACACUCCCCAAACAAAGAGAAGCACGCGAGGCAGCACAGAGCAUCCCACCCUUUCGAGCUCACUAACAGAACCGCCCCCCCCCCGAAAACGACCCCCCCUCCAAGACAGAACCGGUCCGGACCGAGGCUCGAGCUCACAGAGAAACACAAUGACAACUAACGGCGCCACUAACGGAACCAGCGACAUGCUGCAGAUCCAGUUCGGUUUGAUCAACUGCGGGAACAAAUACCUCACGGCGGAGACCUUCGGCUUUAAAAUCAACGCCUCCGCCACGAGCAUGAAGAAGAAGCAGAUCUGGACCCUGGAGCAGAGCGGGGACGAGUCCAACGGGAACGUGUUCUGCCUCAAGUCACAUCUGGGCCGGUACAUCGCCGCCGAUAAGGACGGGAACGUCACCGGAGACAGUGAGACCCCCGGCCCGGAGUGCAGGUUCAUCAUCACCGCCCACGAUGACGGCCGCUGGUCCCUGCAGUCCGAGCAGCACGGCCGCUACCUGGGCGGCACCGAGGACCGGAUCAUCUGCUUCGCCCAGACCGCCUCUGUGGCGGAGAAAUGGAGCGUGCACAUCGCCAUGCAUCCGCAGGUCAACAUCUUCAGCCUGACGCGCAAGCGGUACGCUCACCUGAGCUCCAAGGUGGACGAGAUCGCCAUCGACCGGGACGUCCCGUGGGGGGUGGACUCCAUGAUCACGCUGGUGUUCCGCGAGCAGCGCUACCACCUGCAGACCUCCGACAACCGGUUCCUGAGGAACGAUGGCGCGCUGGUCGCCACCACAGACAAGAGCACGGGCUACACGCUGGAGUUCCGCUCCGGUAAGGUGGCGUUCAGAGACUGUAGCGGCAGGUACCUGGCGCCCUCUGGGCCCUCCGGUACCAUGAAGUCCGGUAAGAGCGCGCGCGUGGGGAAGGAUGAGCUGUUCGUGCUGGAGCAGAGCCACCCGCAGGUCGUGCUCACCGCAGCCAACGAGAGGAACGUCUCCACCCGGCAAGGUAUGGACUUGUCAGCCAAUCAGGAUGAGGAAGGCGACCAGGAGGUGUUCCAGGUGGAAAUUUGCCGUGAAAACAGGAAGUGUGCAUUCCGGACUGCGGCUGGGAAAUACUGGACCCUGACUGCCAACGGGGGCCUGCAGUGCACCGCCUCCUCCAAGUCAACUAAUUGUUACUUUGACAUCGAGUGGCGUGGGAAGAGGCUGACUCUCCGGGCUGCGAACGGGAAAUAUGUCGCCGCCAAGAAAAACGGCCAGCUAGCAGCAACCAUCGAUUCUGCUGGUGAGUCUGAGGAGUUCCUCAUGAAGCUGAUUAACCGCCCAAUCAUUGUCCUGCGCGGUGAGCAUGGCUUCAUCGGCUGCAGGAAGGUGACGGGGACGCUGGACUCCAACCGCUCCUCCUACGACUACUUCACCUUAGAGUUCAGAGACGGAGCUUACAGCCUGCAAGACUCCACAGGGAAAUACUGGAUGGUUGGAAACGAGCAGUCUGUUGUCAGCAGCAGCGACACGCCCGUCGACUUCCUCUUCGAGUUCUGCGACUACAACAAGCUCGCCGUUCGCCACGCCGCCGACAACAAGUACCUCCGCGGCGACCACGCCGGCGUGCUCAAAGCCAACGCUGACGAACUGGAGAGUGCCACGCUCUGGGAGUACUAAGGGAGGCAGCACCACCCAUCCUUACAUCUACCUAUCCCUCCACCCCCUCCCUGUCCAUUCCUUAUAUUAUAUCUGUACUUUAUAUGUUGAUGAACUGCACAGAGAGAACAGGAAGGAUAGAAGAAGAAGGAAGGAGACACUUCUUUCUCUCCUGCCUCCCUUUAUCCUUCCUUCCUCCCUUUAUCUGUUGCCAUAGUUAUCGCGGGGCUGUGCACUUUUUUUUCUGCUCCGAUCUGGUUCGCUGCUCGACCUGUCACUCACUCACUCUCUCCUCGCCUUACGAAAUGGGCCGCCCCUCUCCCAGAGCAGAGCAGAGCCACGUUUAAAGAGCCCCCUCCCCUCCUUUAUGUCUCUCUUUUGUCUGUGUGAGCAGCUCAUGGUGGCAGUAUUAACGGUCUCCGACCCAGUCUGCUGGAUCUGUUUCUACCUGAUCUAAUCCCACCAGAAACAGCAUCCACCUCCGGAUUUAUCCUGCUGCAGCUGCUUCCUGUCAGACGGAGGAAGCGUUUCUGUUUUUUGGUCAUCUGGAUCAGGUAGAAACAGAUUCUCUGCUGUUUGUUUUCCUGAGCGGGCCUCGUUGCCUUUGUGUGAUGACUUUGUGAUAUAACUGGAGUUUAUCUGAUGAUGAUAAAGAUGUAACUGAUGGGUUUAACCUCCUUUCUCUCUCCUCUUUCCCCCUUUUUCAUCUCAAAUGUAAAUGACUCAAAUGUAAAACCUGUUUCCUGUAGAUGUGUUCUCAUUGGUUGGCAAGAAACUGGAAGUAGGAAGUUAAAACAUUUGUCCUUAUCCCCUCCAUUGUCCCCCUUCCUAUUGUCCUGAGAACACUAUGAGGGAAAAUAAAAAUAGAAAAGGUGCAGACACAAACUUAAACUGCACAUACCCGUCGUACUGGAAGAAAAAAACACUCGCUGACACUCGUUUGGAUUAAUUUUUUCUAUGUCCAAGGCACAGACAUUAUCAUGAGGAGGCAUACAGUAAGUAGAUAUAGCUGAAAUGAUUUAUAGACCUUUUGAAAGCUGCUUUUUAACUCCUUCGACCAAACGUUUACACCUCCGCCUUUAUCUAGACCAAACCUUUGAGACUGGAUAGCAAACUGUCAUCAUCUCACACACAUAAAACCGGCCAAACUGGAACCUGGUGCUACUAACUCCUAUGAUAACUAGUGAUGUGGUAAAUGUUACCGUCCUGACCCUCACAUUGUGGUUCACUGUCCACUUCAGAUUGCCCCUUAAUCGCCUAAACCUGCUUCUUCUUCUUUGGUUUUAAUUUUUGUCUGAACUUUUAAAGAUAUGAAAGCCUUCACAAAGAAAUGUGAAAAAAAUGUUUUGUUUGAAUUUCUUUCCCUGAUGUGUCAAAGUUGUGACAUUUAAAAGAAAAAGAAGCAGACUUUGAAUUUGUCUCAUGCAGUCAUGUAGCACAUCGCACCCAUAGGUCCCUACUCUCUAACUCACAAUUCAGCUUCUGUUCACUUAUCUUUACAGCAAAGCUAAGAUUAUCUUGGCUUCAGGCCUUACUAAUAAGGCCAUUUCCAUCCUCAUCAAGCGUUCCUCUGAUGUGAGAAUCAGAAUGGAAAAGCAAUCAUUGUAGCUCGAUGAAAUGAUACAUGAUUGUAGCCAGCGAAAGUCCGUCCAGUAUCCUCUCUGAACAUUUCUGCAUGAAGGGUUGAGAAGCUCAAACUAUUAAAAAAAAGAUCCUUGGAGGAGAAAACAGCAUCUCCACCGUAACAAAGACCGAUGCUUAGACAAACGGAUGUGGAAGGGUAAACAUGUGGUAAUGACUGUGCCUUACUCACAAGUUUAUGGGCAGAAGGAAAAUGGAAAAAAAGAAAUCCACAUCUUUGCUUUGUAUAACUGGAACUUCUUUUUGUAUUAUUAUUUUGUAUAAUUUUUUGAUAUUGUGGAUUAAUCUCUCUCGUGCCAUUGGUUAACCUGAAAUCCAACGACCAAUAAAACUGGGAUUUGGAACGCAA